UCAAACAACCUGAGGUAGAGAAGAAAGCCGAAAAAAUUGAACAUUUAAGGAAAAGGGAGGCUGAAGGGGAAAUUGCCACAUCUGGGUCUGAUGAUGUGCUCACUCUUGCAUUGGGGAAUCCGGAGCAUAGAGGUAGGGUUAGAGGUGUUGGUGGCAAUGUCAAGCCCGAUUUAUAUUUCAACUUGCCAAAACGGCAAAAGAUGACUUUUGAACAGAGGACUAGGUUAUCGCUGAAGAAGAUACUAGAGGAGGAGAAGGAAGUUUUGUUAGCUAAGGAAAGAACUGCAUGGGAGGAGGAGAGGGAUAGAAAACUUGCUGAGGAGAGAGCUUAUUGGACUGAGAGGAUUGCGAAGCUAGAAGUGAAGGUCGAUGGGAAGGAGCUGCCUGUUGAGUCCCCCAAACCUAUCACAGCAGUUAAUGAGCUUGGUUCAGGACAAGGGAGUUGUUCUCGCCAUGGGGAGAAGGCUGCGGAGAAGGCUGCACAUGAUAAUAUUGAAGCUGAGGUGAAGGGUGUGAAGAAGAAGUUGGUUUUAAGAGAUGAAGUGAGCAUCGAGGUUGAAGAGGAAAUUGUGCAGCCCAGUGAUGAGAGGGUACGGUUAAACCCGAUAUUGGAAGAGGAAGUUAGAGAAGAUGUCAUUGUACUAGAGGCACCAGUACAUGGUGAAGAGGAACAAUUAGGUGAGACCAAGUAUAAACUGGCCAUUGACACGGUGGAAAACAUGGUGGCUAUUGGAACUGUCAUCAGUGUCGACCUUGAGACCAAACAGCAAACCAUCCAUGGUGUUCCACUUGGAGAGGAGAAUUUGCGUGUCUCUAUCACAGAAACUAUUGUUCCUGAAGCUUUGCUGCCAUUUCCCAUAAAAGAUGAGAUAGUGAAGGUCAAGGAUGCCAUUGGGACUUGUGUCGCUUGGCCGAGGAACCUUGUUAUUGCCCCUGCACCUGGUGGGAAGAAAAAACCAAAGCGUAAAAUUCCUAAUAGGCCACAGAAAGAUAUGUUUGAUGAUAAGGAAGACUUGCAAAUCCUGCCAUCGAAUCUCCCUGCACCUUUAAAGGACUUAUGCAUUUGGGCAAACAUUGGAUUGCGGAAUGGGGCAACCAUCCACGCCACUUUUGGACCAGAACUUUUUGGUCAUCCACAUAAAGCCUUUGUCUUUAGAAAGGACAUCUAUGCUAUGACACACUUAUUGGAAAUUUCAGGCAGCUGCAUUGUUUUUUACAUGAGCUACCUUCAAGGUGUGUUGAAGAAGGCUAAGAUGAAUGACAUGGUCGCUUUUGUCGACCCUGCUCACACGGGUGCAAGUGGUUGUGGAAAUCCAACCGAACGAGCUCGCUUAGUAUCAAAUCGGUUCAUAAAUGGGAAGUCUGGGCAAAUUUAUUUGGUCCCAUAUAAUUCAGGCUCUGAAGAAACCAUUCACUUCAUGGAUCCAUUAAAGAGGCGACUCAUCGCUGAUGAAUGGAAAACAAUUCUGGACAACUCCAUUAAAAUCUACAAUGCACACAAGAAUAAGAAAGGGAAGAAAACCAUUCAAUGGAAAAAUCUUGCUGGCAUUCCGGAGCAGAAAGAUAGUAAGACUUGUGGGUAUUGGAUCAUGCGGUACAUGAAGGAGAUAGUGGAAGAUAAGAAUUUGGAGUUUGCAGCUAAAUGGGAAAGAAGGACAAAUCUGGUUUACACAGAAAAGGACAUUGAUCAAGUUCGGGCAGAAUGGGCGAAGCAUGUUAUCAUGUUUCCAGAUAUGUAG
This is a messenger RNA of Rosa chinensis, 1739 nucleotides long. RefSeq lists its product as uncharacterized. Bases 201 to 1739 code for a protein of 512 amino acids. Gene Ontology annotation, molecular function: cysteine-type peptidase activity. Gene Ontology annotation, biological process: proteolysis. The transcript is spliced from 9 exons. The record is from RefSeq and is a predicted model, not a curated record. NCBI's taxonomy places the organism in Eukaryota, Viridiplantae, Streptophyta, Magnoliopsida, Rosales, Rosaceae.